Molecule: messenger RNA, 1152 nt
Organism: Aspergillus aculeatus ATCC 16872
Lineage: Eukaryota; Fungi; Ascomycota; Eurotiomycetes; Eurotiales; Aspergillaceae
Product: carbohydrate-binding module family 50 protein
Exons: 6
Coding region: 1-1152 (383 amino acids)
Source: RefSeq, a predicted model, not a curated record
AUGGAGCUAGUUAAGAGCUCUAGCAUCCACAAAAGAUGGGUCAACGGUGACACUGUCGCUGAUGCUAACAACACUGAUCCGGAUGUUACCAGUGAUUGUACUUACUGGGCUAACGACAUUGGCCCGAAUGAUACCUGCGCAGAGCUGGAAAGUUACUUUGGUAUCACGUUCGCGCAGUUGAAAGCUUGGAAUCCGUCUUUGUUAGAAGACUACUGCGUGUUGAUCGAAGGAUGGAACUACUGCGUGAGCGGCCCCGAUGUUGCGGCCUCCCCAACAAGCACCACGCAUGAUACUACUUGCUACAGCAUCCAGGAUCUGUACCGCAACUUUACGUUGGACCAGUUUUAUACCUGGAAUCCCUCGAUCACCACUGAUUGCCAGGGCCUCGCCACUGGAUUCUACGUCUGCGUUGGUGUUAGCGUCCCAAGCAGUGUUCCCAGCACCGCAACUGCUACAGCAACGAGUUUGUUACCUGAUACCCCUCAACAGUCCGGGAUUGUUGCCAAUUGUGACAAGUACUACUAUGUCAACAAGGGCGACAGCUGCCAAACCAUCCUUGACACUUACGGUCUCACCAUGGCCCAGUUCUAUAGCUGGAACCCCGCCGUGGGCUCUAAUUGUGGGGAGAUGGAGUAUGGUUACUACGUCUGUGUGGGCAUUUCUGGAUCAUCUAGCCGCACCCGUGCCACCACUCAACCGCCCACCACACCCGCCUCCACGACCGUCACCACCCCAUCAACGACGGCAUCGACCGCAACCAGCGCCGGACCCGCCCCGACGCAGCCCGGCAUCACCGCCUCCUGCGUGACAUACUACCAGGCCGAAUCGGGCGACAGCUGCUGGUCCAUCGCCGCGCAGAAGUACGCGUACCUGACCGAGAGCGAGUUCAUCUCGUGGAACCCCGCGGUGGGGUCGACCUGCGCCGGCCUGAUCGCCGGGUAUUACUACUGCGUGGCGACGCGCGCGGUUGAGCCCAUGCCGGGGAUCAUCUCGACCUGCACGGCCUAUCACCGCGUCGCGGAGGGCGAUAGCUGCUGGACCAUUGAGGAAGCCCACGGCCUCACGGCGACGGAGUUCGCGACCUGGAACCCGGAGGUGGGCGCGAGCUGCGCGGCGUUGUGGGAGGGGUAUUAUGUCUGUGUGGGUGUUUAG